This is a messenger RNA of Cygnus atratus (black swan), 1503 nucleotides long. Its product is annotated as cytochrome P450 2W1-like. Gene Ontology annotation, cellular component: cytoplasm; intracellular membrane-bounded organelle. The transcript is spliced from 9 exons. Gene Ontology annotation, molecular function: oxidoreductase activity, acting on paired donors, with incorporation or reduction of molecular oxygen, reduced flavin or flavoprotein as one donor, and incorporation of one atom of oxygen; iron ion binding; heme binding. The record is from RefSeq and is a predicted model, not a curated record. The coding region runs from base 1 to 1503 and encodes 500 amino acids. Gene Ontology annotation, biological process: xenobiotic metabolic process. Lineage: Eukaryota; Metazoa; Chordata; Aves; Anseriformes; Anatidae.
AUGUCUUUUUUAAUUUCUUUUAUCUCUGAUCCUGUAUUAGUUUGUCUGCUCUGUGCAGCAGUAUUAUUAGCUGUAAUCUAUUUUACAACCGGCUCUAAAAAUUCAUCUUUUAAAUUGCCUCCUGGUCCAACUCCUCUUCCGAUCAUUGGUAACCUGCAUUUGGUGGAUAUUAGAAGGCAAGAUAAAUCUCUAAUGAAGCUUGCAGAAGAAUAUGGCCCGGUCUUCACCCUCCAUUUUGGCUUCCAGAAAGUUGUGGUCCUGACUGGGUACGAAGUUGUGCGGGAGGCGCUUGUGAACUACACAGAGGAGUUUGUAGACAGACCAUCCAUCCCAAUAUUUGACCAAAUUCAGAACGGAAACGGUGUGUUCUUCUCCAUCGGGGAGCUGUGGAGAACAACGCGGAGAUUCACCGUGUCCAGCAUGCGCAACCUCGGCAUGGGCAAACAAAUGAUGGAAGGGAAAGUCUUCGAGGAGCUUCACUUCCUUAUCGAGAUGAUCAAAUCCUUCAAAGGGGAACCUUUCAGCCUGAGGUCCUUCAACAUCGCUCCGAUCAACAUCACCUUCCUCAUGCUCUUUGGGGACAGGUUUGACUACAAGGACCCAACAUUUCUCACUCUCUUAAGGCUCAUAGAUGAAGUUAUGAUUCUUCUGGGAUCUCCAUAUUUGAAUUAUUUCAAUUUCUACCCGUUCCUUGGAUUUCUCUUCAAAACCCAUAAGAUUUUGCUUGAGAAAAUAGAAGACGUGCGCGCCAUUAUAAGGCAAUACAUGAAGGCAAGCAGGGAAGAUAUCAAUGAGAACAGUGUGAGGAGCUACACUGAUGCACUGAUAUUCAAGCAACACGAGGAGAAAAACAAGAAAGACAGCAUCUUCCACGAUGAAAACUUAAUAGCAUCCAUACUGGACCUGGUCAUGGCAGGAACAGAGACCACAGCCACGACACUCCAGUGGGCCAUCCUACUGAUGAUGAAGUACCCAGAGAUUCAGAAAAAGGUGCAAGAGGAGAUUGGAAGAACCAUCAAAGUUGGAACAUGGGCCACGUACGAGGACCGGAAGAACAUGCCCUUUACCAACGCGGUGUUACACGAAGUGCAGAGGUUUAUCACCCUCCUGCCCCACGUUCCCCGCUGCACUGCUGUUGACACCCACUUCAGGGGCUACUUCCUACCCAAGGGUAUAAUCGUAAUCCCAUCACUCACCUCUGUGCUGCUGGACAAGACGCAGUGGGAGACACCACACCAGUUCAACCCCAACCACUUCCUCGAUGCUGAAGGGAAUUUUGUGAAGAGGGAGGCUUUCCUGCCCUUCUCCACAGGGCGAAGGAACUGCAUCGGAGAAAGCCUGGCCAAGAUGGAGCUGUUUGUCUUCUUUGUAGGAUUGCUGCAGACAUUUACUUUCCAACCCCAGCCAGGAGUUUCAGAGUCUGACUUGGACCUCACUGUCCCCCAAACAACGUUCACGUUAAGGCCUCGGCCGCAGGCAACCUGUGCUAUCCUACGUGAAUAA